UUAUGGCUACUAAUGACUUGAUGACUGAACUACAGAAAGAUUCUAUCAAGUUGGAUGAUGACAGCGAAAGAAAGGUGGUGAAGAUGAUUCUGAAAUUACUGGAAGAUAAAAAUGGUGAGGUGCAAAACUUAGCUGUCAAAUGUCUCGGCCCUUUGGUGAGUAAAGUGAAGGAGUAUCAAGUGGAGACCAUUGUAGAUACCCUCUGUACAAACAUGCUUUCAGAUAAGGAACAGUUACGUGACAUUUCAAGCAUUGGCCUUAAAACUGUGAUUGGAGAACUCCCCCCGGCUUCCAGUGGUUCUGCAUUAGCGGCUAACGUUUGCAAAAAGAUCACAGGACGUCUCACUAGUGCUAUAGCCAAGCAGGAAGAUGUGUCUGUUCAAUUAGAGGCGUUGGAUAUCAUGGCUGAUAUGCUGAGCAGGCAAGGAGGACUGCUUGUUAACUUCCAUCCUUCAAUUCUGACCUGUCUGCUCCCCCAGCUGACUAGCCCCAGGCUUGCUGUGAGGAAAAGAACCAUCAUUGCUCUUGGUCACCUGGUUAUGAGUUGUGGCAAUAUAGUUUUUGUUGACCUCAUUGAACAUCUGUUGACAGAGCUGUCUAAAAAUGAUUCCAUGUCAACAACUAGGACCUAUAUACAGUGUAUCGCUGCUAUCAGUAGGCAAGCAGGUCAUAGAAUAGGUGAAUAUCUUGAGAAAAUAAUUCCUUUGGUUGUAAAGUUUUGUAACGUAGAUGAUGACGAACUAAGAGAGUAUUGCAUUCAAGCCUUUGAAUCCUUUGUUAGGAGGUGUCCUAAAGAAGUUUAUCCUCAUGUAUCUACUAUUAUAAACAUUUGUCUAAAAUAUCUUACCUAUGAUCCUAACUAUAAUUAUGAUGAUGAAGAUGAAGAUGAAAAUGCUAUGGAUGCUGAUGGUGGUGAUGAUGAUGAUCAAGGGAGCGAUGAUGAAUAUAGUGAUGAUGAUGAUAUGAGCUGGAAAGUGAGGCGUGCAGCUGCUAAAUGUCUGGAUGCUGUGGUUAGCACGCGACAUGAAAUGCUUCCAGAAUUCUACAAAACUGUAUCUCCUGCAUUAAUAGCCAGAUUCAAAGAGCGUGAAGAGAAUGUAAAAGCAGAUGUUUUUCAUGCAUAUCUUUCUCUUUUAAAACAAACUCGACCUGUGCAGAGUUGGCUUUGUGAUCCUGAUGCAAUGGAGCAAGGAGAGACACCUUUGACGAUGCUUCAGAGUCAGGUUCCCAACAUAGUUAAAGCCUUGCACAAACAGAUGAAGGAGAAAAGUGUGAAGACUCGACAGUGUUGCUUUAACAUGCUGACUGAGCUAGUAAACGUGUUACCUGGAGCCCUAACACAACAUAUUCCUGUACUUGUACCAGGAAUAAUUUUUUCACUUAAUGACAAAUCAAGUUCUUCUAAUCUGAAGAUAGAUGCUUUGUCCUGUUUGUAUGUGAUCCUCUGUAAUCAUUCUCCCCAAGUCUUUCAUCCUCAUGUUCAAGCAUUGGUACCUCCAGUAGUAGCUUGUGUUGGUGACCCCUUUUACAAGAUAACAUCAGAGGCUCUUUUGGUUACACAACAACUUGUGAAGGUCAUUCGUCCUUUAGACCAGCCUUCUUCCUUUGAUGCUACUCCUUACAUCAAAGAUUUAUUUACUUGUACAAUCAAGAGAUUAAAGGCUGCUGACAUUGAUCAGGAGGUAAAAGAGAGGGCAAUAUCUUGCAUGGGUCAAAUCAUUUGUAGCCUUGGUGACAGCCUCGGCACAGACUUGCCCAGUACACUUCAGAUCUUCCUAGAGAGACUGAAGAAUGAGAUCACUCGGUUAACUACAGUGAAGGCCAUGACACUGAUUGCUGGUUCUCCUUUGAAGAUAGAUUUAAGACCAAUCCUUGGGGAAGGAGUUCCUAUUCUUGCCUCUUUUUUGAGAAAAAACCAGCGAGCUUUGAAACUGGGCACUCUUUCUGCUCUAGAUAUUUUAAUUAAAAAUUACAGUGACAGCUUGACAGCUGCCAUGAUUGAUGCUGUCCUGGAUGAGCUUCCACCUCUCAUUAGUGAAAGUGAUAUGCAUGUAUCACAGAUGGCCAUCAGUUUUCUUACAACACUGGCUAAAGUAUAUCCAUCCUCCCUCUCGAAGAUCAGUGGGUCCAUUCUCAACGAACUUAUUGGGCUGGUGAGAUCGCCUCUACUCCAGGGUGGAGCACUUAGUGCCAUGCUAGAAUUUUUCCAAGCUUUGGUUGUGACUGGGACAAAUAACUUAGGCUAUAUGGAUUUACUACGCAUGUUAACGGGUCCAGUGUACUCGCAGAGCACAGCACUUACUCACAAGCAGUCUUACUAUUCUAUUGCCAAAUGUGUAGCUGCCCUUACUCGAGCUUGCCCUAAGGAAGGACCAGCUGUUGUAGGUCAGUUCAUUCAAGAUGUCAAGAACUCCAGGUCCACGGAUUCCAUUCGGCUUUUGGCUUUGCUUUCUCUUGGGGAAGUUGGGCAUCACAUUGACUUAAGUGGACAAAUUGAGCUGAAAUCUGUAAUAUUAGAAGCAUUCUCCUCUCCUAGUGAAGAAGUCAAGUCGGCAGCAUCUUAUGCAUUAGGCAGUAUUAGUGUUGGCAAUCUUCCUGAAUAUCUGCCGUUUGUCUUACAAGAAAUAACCAGUCAACCUAAGAGGCAAUACCUUCUUCUUCAUUCCUUGAAAGAAAUAAUUAGCUCUGCAUCAGUGGUUGGUCUCAAACCAUAUGUUGAGAACAUCUGGGCCUUACUUCUGAAACACUGUGAAUGUGCAGAAGAGGGUACAAGGAAUGUUGUUGCUGAAUGUUUGGGCAAGCUUACUUUAAUAGAUCCGGAGACUCUGCUUCCGCGACUCAAGGGAUACUUGGCAUCAGGAUCGUCAUAUGCUCGAAGUUCAGUGGUUACGGCUGUUAAAUUCACUAUUUCUGACCAUCCACAACCCAUAGACCCACUAUUGAAGAACUGCAUAGGUGAUUUUCUGAAAACACUGGAAGACCCAGAUCUCAACGUCAGGAGGGUAGCCCUAGUGACAUUUAACUCGGCUGCACACAAUAAACCAUCCUUAAUAAGGGACCUGUUAGAUACUGUGCUUCCUCACCUUUACAAUGAAACAAAAGUCAGAAAGGAGCUAAUCAGAGAGGUGGAAAUGGGACCAUUUAAGCAUACAGUUGAUGACGGGUUGGACAUAAGAAAAGCAGCUUUUGAGUGCAUGUAUACCCUUUUGGAUAGCUGUUUGGAUAGACUAGAUAUUUUUGAAUUCUUAAACCAUGUUGAAGAUGGCUUGAAGGAUCACUAUGACAUUAAGAUGCUAACCUUUUUAAUGCUGGUGAGACUGUCCACCCUUUGUCCAAGUGCAGUGCUACAGAGGUUGGAUAGACUUGUUGAACCUUUGCGUGCUACAUGUACAACGAAGGUAAAGGCAAAUUCAGUGAAACAGGAGUUUGAAAAGCAAGAUGAACUGAAAAGAUCUGCUAUGAGGGCAGUAGCAGCGCUUCUAACCAUUCCAGAAGCAGAGAAGAGUCCAUUAAUGAGUGAAUUUCAGUCACAAAUAAGCUCUAACCCUGAGCUGGCAGCCAUCUUUGAAAGUAUCCAAAAAGAUUCAUCAUCCACUAACUUGGAAUCAAUGGACACUAGUUAAAUGUUUGUCUAAAAUGGGGACCAUUAUGUUGAACCAUAUGAUGCACUGAAUUGACAGGUUAUGAGUAAGAAACAGAAAAGUAUCUAAUCUACACAUUGUUCCACUUUAUUUACCUUUACGGAGACAGUUGGCUUUUCCCAUUGUUGCUUUUCUAGCAUUUAUUCCAGAAAUGUAUUUGCAUAAUCCAGAGUUUGUUAACCACUCUUGUUUUAGUGGAUUUGGCCACAUUUGGGAAUAAAAAGUUGAUUCAUGGUGUGUGGAAAUAGGUUCCAACAUCCAUUUGCCCUGUAAUGUUUAGGAUUAAAAUGUUAAAAUUUUGUGACCAUGAUUUUUUUUUUCUUUUAUUCACUCUUUCUACUUGUAAAGCAAAAAGGAGGAGGGGUGGGUGGGAAUCAACCCUCCAGGUGCACAAUGUUUUUGUAUAACUUUUUUCUUUUUUAUUUCAGCUUCAUAAAUUGAUUUGACUGGCAGACAAAUUCUGUGCAAGAUUUCUUAUAUUAAAGAGAGGGUUUGGGCACAGUUCAAAAAAGCAGACAUAAAUGUCCUUUUUAAAAGUGUGGGGAUUAGAAAACAAACAUCCCUGUUGUGCACACUAAUUUUGCAUGAGCAAGUUUACAAAUAUAUAUUGUCUGUAAAACAGCAUGUGCAGUUUAUUUGUAAUGCAAGUUAAAAUAAGUGCUGCUGUAUCAGUGCAGUUUUCAGGUAUUUUGACAUACAGAACAUUCAUACAGAAAGGAAUGAAUGGAGGUUGGCUGUUUUAACUUGGCUUUUUUGAAUGCCAGUGCUGUGGUCUGCAGAUGUACUUAUAGUAAAUAGAAACAGCCCCUGCAGUAUCCAGGUAUUUCAAACUCGCAGGCUGGAUCCUUUGGAAUUGAGGUGGACAAACCAGAAGAUCGGAGGAAAAUAGGAUGGGAUGGAGGUAAAAUAAGCAGAGAAGAACAAUAGCUGCUGGAUGGCUGCUGAACUGUGGGUUAACUCUGCUUUUGUUAAAAGUAUUAAAAGGUUUCAAGUGGCUUCUACCUCCUGCUCCUCAUCCUGCAGCUUUCUAUAAGGCACUAAUAUGCAGUGUUACCUAGACAAGUAUUGUUAGACCAUCAUUCUGUGCUUAUCAAAAUGUUUUCUAGCACAGGGAACCACCAGUAAGUUGCAGUGCUGCAAGUGUCUUAUGACCUUUUGGUGAGAGAGAGAACAGGGAAUGGUUGUUAAGACUGCAAAGAAGGAGAAAUGUUAGACAGCUAACAAAUACUACAAGACAAAGUCUACUGUAAAUAUGCUGGGUAUGCUGAAUGUGGAACAAAAUGUGAUAGCUGGCAAGUGCCUCACUGUCCCUUAAUAGCAGAAGGUUGGGAACCACUGCCUCAAAUUAAGGCUUGUCAUUGCUUGGUUAACACAGUUGCAUAGUUGUCUUGGCCUUUUUUUUUUUUUUUGUAUCAGAUAUGAUUUUUUUUUCCCUAGUUAACUGAUAUUUUAUUAGGUAGUCUGAUAUUUUGGAAACCUGUUACGCAAAUAUGUGGCAUAUGCUGCUACAGGAUUAAACAAAAACAUGUGUUUUUUUGACCUCUGAGAUAGUUUUCCGUAAGCACUGAUUUUUAGGGGCAAAUUCUUCGUCUUACACACUUGCAGCUUGGGGAAAGCAGGAGAGGCAUUGGUGCGUUUUACUUUAAUAAAAGGACCUGAACUAAGAUGUUUAUGAUCUCAUUCCAUAUUACCAAUUUUAAUGCUGUAGAAACUUUUGAAAUUGUAGCUUUGUCUGUCUACAAAGUUUUCAAACUAAUGUAACAGUUGUCUUCUAGUAGCAGAAAUAAAUGAGAUUAACUGUACCAAUAUAUUUAAAUGUCAUGGAAAAGUAUGGGUGACUCUAGAGAGAAACCAUAUGGUGAGAAAAUCACUGUGAAUUAGGUGCAUUUUUCCCUGCUGUAGAACUCAUCUACUUCAAUUACAGCAAUAUACAAACCUCCUAAUUAAGAAUCUGCUGUGCUAAUUAGUUGUCAAACUAAUCUUGAUACUUUUGUGUUAAGUUCUCAGAGAGCAUUAGAAUGUUUUAUAGACCUAAAGUUAGGUGUGAGAAUGGUAUGAUAAACAUGAAAUGUGAGGCUAAAAUGUAAAUUGGGUAGGUAAUGAUGGUAAACAGGAUACUUGCAUAGUUGAGACUUGCGUGUGUUUGUGAAUUAACACAAUACCUAUGUUGUGGGUACAAGUAAUUUUUGUUUUGUUCUAUAAUACCUCGCAGGAGAGCAAGCUUAAGGACAAAAGAGAAGGCUGAGAUGUAUAUUAUGUAGUGCAUGCUUUCUCGCAGGAGAGGGUAGUUUUUGCUUAGACCACUGGUGAAGCAGGUGGAAACAUAAAAAUUAAGUCUUCCAUGUAAACUGAACGCAUCCCAAAAGUAUUCUCUCCAAGUAGCUGUUGGAUAUUUCAGCAGUCUUAAGGCAGGAAGACAGGCUUGCAAGGGUCAUAACUGCAGCACAAUUACUGAAAUGAUUUAUUAGGAUUUACCGAAUCUAACUAGGUUAGGAGCUGAAAUUCCACUGACUUUACUGUGUUGCUUGUUUUGAGGGGGUUUGUGUUCCCCCCUGUCUAUCCCAGUAUUCUGAUAAAUCUGGUGUACUUGCAUUUUUAGUGCAAUUAUGUUCCGUAAUUCUCUUAUGGAUGAUGUCAGGAAUACGGUUAGCUUCUUUUAACAGUAAAUAUCUGAAACUAAAAUAUGAAAUUACCCUCAUUAAGAGAUCCUUACAGAAUUUGUGUUUUGUUUAAAGAUUCCCAGUAUGAUUAGAAUUUGCUCCUCUUGAUUUUGCACAGAGGCAACUGAGACAAUUUAGUGAACUUGCACCUAAUUGUAAAAAUGGUUGGCCAUUCCUCACAGUGUAGAUUCUUGCCUUUAACUAUUUUUAUAUUUCAAAAGUAAUGAAUGUCUUCAGUAGGGAAAGUUGUCCAGUAUGCUGUGAUCUUGAGUGAAAACUGUGCCAUCUUUGCAAGGGAAGUCUCUUCUAAAAUUAUGGAAUGAAAACUGCAGGUACCUUAACAUUGCACUUUAAUCAUGUAAAUUAACUCAAAUUUUCCUUCAGAAUGUUACAUCUAGCAUAGCAGUUGACAAAAUAAAACAGCUGAACUAAUUUCAGAUUGUAUUUUUAUGAACUAAGCAAGAGUUCUAGUACAACUCCUGUUUGUAUGAAGUUGAUCUGGUUCAAAUGCAGGCAACAUCACUUUUCUUGCAUGAAAGGAUAAUUUUGACAUCAAGUCAAAUUAGAAUUGUGAAUGAAAAGUUCAUUUAUGUGACUAUUGUAUUUGGCUUAAUAUAACUCAGUCAUGUUAGGAACAAGUUCACCCUGCUCUGUUGAGCUGAUUUCUAGUAGUGACUUUGCCCCCGUUCUUAUAUGUAGUGGUAUUUCCUUCCAUCCUCUUACCUUGGAAAACUUUGAAAGCAAAGUAACCUGUGGCCUUAAGAGUUUAAAAAGGAAAAAAAACAAACCAAAAAACCCCCUGAUCAUUCUGACUGAAAGCUAGCCUUUACCUGUUCCAUAUGAACACCAAAAGGUUAAGCCUAAAACCUGUAUUUUGUUAUUUCCUUGUUGCCUACUUUAAGAUUCAGAUAAAAAGUACUUUGUUACUAUUUUUUAAAACUAAUUGUGGAAAUAUCAUAGAUACUGGUCUCUUCAUUACUUUUUGUCCUUGUUUCCUCCUCAGUGGGUCAUGGUGAGCUUUACUUGUUGCACUAUUAAAAUGUGAACAGGGAGGCUUUGUGAUUGUGAGCGUUGCCUCAGUGCUCUAGAAGAGCCCCUCAGUAAUAGGGUCACAGCCCAAAGGGACUUUUACACUAAAAGUGAACUUUUUAUUAGUAUCAGUUAUAUAUUUUUCAUUGUAUCUGAGUUUGGAGGGAGGAGAAAUCAGAGUUUUCAACUCUGAUUGGAGGUGGAUUAAUUUUCCAGGAGCAGUGUUGGUGAAAUGGGGAUGUUCUCAGCAGGAGCUGCUUUUGUGAGGAUCAGGCAUUUUGCCUUGGUAGGGAGUUAGGCUUUCUUAAAGUCUUUCCAGCCAUGAAGCUUUAAUGCUUCUACAUAACCUUUGAUGAGGAGAAGACUGCAUUCCAAAAAAAAAAAAAAAAAUCAUUCAUCCUCUGAAAGAAACAAAAGUUUCUAUUAUUUUAGGCUAUGUACUGUGUUUUAGAACGUAACCCUGAGCCAGGGAAGAAGUAAGUGUGUUUGAGAACCACAACCACACAGUGGGUGGAAUACAGAUGUUAGAUGAAAUGCAGCACUGAUAAAAAGAAAGUGAAAUCUGAAAGUGCAAAUAUUUUCCUCAAGUAAAAUCAAAAGAGAAUACUCCUUUCUUUUAUGUUCUGCCUUUGAUCCAAUUUUUGUAAAAUUGGAAUUACAGAACAAAGGAAAAAGUAAUUAGCACGUUAUGAACUUCUGUGAUCCUAGAACCUGAGUAUUUUCUCUUCUUCCCUGCUGCUUCCUUAAAAAUAGACAAAGGGGAAAAAAAAAAGUACUGCAGAGGUAUUUUGACAAAGAGACAUGAUAAUACUGAAGAGGCUUUUAUUCUGAAGGUUUUAAAGUUACUAAUUUUUAAUUUUUCAGUUUUUAUAUAUAUAUUUUUUUCUGAGGAAAUUCUUUCCCUUCAUAUGUGGAUUUAUCUCCUGACAACUUGGAGGCAGUUCAGUACUGCUGCUUGAAGACUUUAAGAACUAAAUUGUGUCACUUGGUUCAGGAUAGUAAAGAUGUUCCUGGCGUAGAACAAGUUUGCAGUUCACUCUUUCGCAAUGUUUCUGUUUUAAUAAUUAAAAAUCAUUCUUGUGUGGCUGACUUCCUUUCAACUUCCAGCUUUGCUUAUCUUCUCUUCAACUGAAGAAGUAUUGGACUCUUAAUCAUAUGGUUACUUUGGUGCCAUCCUUCCUGAGGGCUCCUAACGACUUAUGGCGGGGAGGAGAAACACCCUUCAAGUAUUGAACCGUGUACGUUCCACUGGUUUCAAACAAAUGCUGUCUAUAUAACUUAAGUGGGAAGUGUUUCCAGUAUCCUGCAAACUUACUGUUCAGCUACUAAACUGAUGUGCUUUCCUUUUAAUAGACAGUUUCAGAAGCUUUGGAGCUAUGCCUGAUUUCUGAAAGGUGCUGGGUUUUUUUUUUGGGGUGUGUGUGUGUGUGAUGGUAUGAGAUUUUUGAGUUGCGCUGAUGCUUGGAAGCUGUAGUUCAUGCCUGAACUUGAGCACAGUAAUUCUCCUAUAGGAAUGUGUGCGUUCUCACUGCUUGCUAAAAAGUAAACUUUGCACUUCAUUAGAGUCAAACUUGCAAAAUUGGUAUCGCUUCCCCUGAAGAUGCAUCUUUUGAUAAAGCAAUAUUGCUGGGUUGCCUUCCAAGAACCUACUUAAAUUUUAGAGUUUCUGCUUCAUGUAAAGUAAAUAUUUCUGGUUUACCUCUUAUUCAGCUUUCAAGACUUUGUUACUUUUCAGUGCAUUGCUGUUUGUAACUUGCUACUUAGGAAAAAUGAGGAGAGGUAUCUAUGCAGCAGAAUGAAAAACUUGUACGUGGUAACUUUUUUACUGUUGGCAGGUUUUUGUUUUGUUCAAUGCUCUCAUGUAGUCUGAUACAUGACUGUAAUAUAAAUGAGAGGAAAAAUUGAUAAGGAAGUUCAAAAUGAUAAUUGUGCAAGUUACAUCUCAAGCUUUCAACUGUAUUACUUGGUUGCUGGGAUAUUUCUAUGAUUUUGGAAGGUUUUUUCUAUCACCUUCUGUGGUGAUGGGGAAUAUAGACUUUGUGACAGGCAACAGUAUGUCUGUGAAUUCCAUAAAGAACAGAUAUUACUUGUUUGUAAUAGAAGCGAUAAUUUUGUCAGUAGUUACAAGGUUAUUUCUGUUUAUUUCCUUUUAAUAAGAAUAUGCCCUCUAAGAAGCCUUUGAAAUCUUUUCUAGUUUGAGCCAUAUUCAGCUCCUGCCUCACAAUCUAUAAACAUUGUGCCUGAGAGUUGUUUUUGAGCAUUUAGGUUAUGUUAAAUACUAUUUUGACUGCUCCUGCUACAUACAAUCACUCAUGUAGGCCACGGACAAAAAAAAAGAAUCAUUUGUUUUAUCUGAAAACUCAAAAAUGAAAGCCUCUAACUCUUCUUUAGACAAAUGAAUCAAGUGUUGCAUCAGUAAAGCACUUGCCUGUACAUAGAGACAAACCUUAGCAGAGAAGAGAGUUUAAGUUCCCUAUUUGUUUGCUGGGAAGAUUGGCCUCUGCAAUUGCAGAAGAUAUCUGGCAAGCUACUCGCCUCUUCCUUCUGCAGUCUUCCCUAAGGAGCAAGGUAGCUUAGGCUCUUAUAGCAAACAGGUACUUCCUAAAGUGAUCCCAAAACGUUUGCUAUUUGUGUGUUGACGUUCUUCUCUGAUAAAGGAGUUGUUUUGUACUUGUUUGCUUCAUCCUUAACUGUGUAGUCAUUUCCCAAAUCACUCCAUUAGAGGGUAAUUUUUGCUGCAUAGCAAAACUUGAUGCUUGCUCAUGACUAUGUUCAGAUUCAACAGAUGAGGGAUCUCAUCUGCCCAGAAACCACCUGUGGUUGCUACUGCUACUGGAAAAUCUUUCAGUAUGAGCCACCAAAGAUCGUAAUUGUGAUCAACAGUUGUCCUUUUUCUAGACCCAGAAUGAUUCAGGAUCAUGGUACAAAUAAAAUACUGGAGCAGUGAGCAUGAUUGUGCCAGAAGUUUUUUUUAAGUGUGUUUAUGUUUGUUUUUUUUCAUGAGAUUCAAACAGUAAGAUUUAUUAUCACUCCAUUACUUGAUUAAUAAGCAUAUUAAAUUAUACCUAACAUAACUUGCUUAGUGUGACUAUGAAACGUCUUAUGCCUAAUACAUACUAGUUUCAGCAGCCUCAAAUUUGUGUGCAAAUGAAAGAGAACUGGUACCUGUGGUGGGCUUUUCCCUUGUGGGCUUUUAUUGACCUUCCCAUGAUAUAAACAAUGUUUGCGUCUUUGUUCCAGCUCUAUAGUCUGGAAAUGUUAUCCACACAGUAUGGAUGAAGAAUAGAAGAGUGAUCUGUGAUUCCCACCUGAUUCUCUAGGCAAUCUUGCUAAAGGAAUGUUUCCUUUGAGUGUAAUCUCAAAAAAAGUCCUCCAGAAGACAUCACUUUCUUUCUCCGAGCCUUACAAAGAUUAUUUGCUAGAAUGCUCAGGAAGACUGUUUAUAUCUUUCAUCCUUAUUACAUUCCACUGUGCAUGAAGAAAAUUCUUUUACAAACUGCAUGAAUUAUCCACUUUCUUCUGGGACCUCUGAGAGAUGCUGUGUGCUUAAAUGCAACCAAAAGCAAAUUUUGAGGAAGUUCAUAGUUCCGCCACUCUACCCUUGCAGUGAACAUCCCACAUUAAAGUUUAAUGAAAUUUAAAAUAUCUUGUAAGAACAGUAUAAGUUUCCAAAUUAGCCUAUUAAAAACAUACUAAAGGACAAAAUGAAGCAAUACGUUCCAUGAGCAACAUGACUAAUAGCUUGUAAAUUUGUGCCUUGUCCCCUAAAUCUCUGAACUCUUUCACUGUGCAACGAAUUUAUGUGCUGUAACUCUCGACCAGCUCGCCAGUAAGAGGGUGCUAUUUGUUUGGUGCCUGCAAAGCAGUCUAGUGGCCAAGUUCUGCCUCUAAUUGAGCGAUUUAUAGGAGAUGCUACUUUGAUUCCUUUGCCUUCCCAGCUGCUGCCACUUUUGACAACAAAUUUGGGAUGUGUAAGAAAAUGAAAAAUACUUGUAUUUCCCAUAAUUCUGAUUCUUUUUGGAAGUCACACUAAGAAGUCUAACAACUUAGUGUAUUUUUUGCUAAAUACAAAGUGAGCCUGUAUUAGGAUGAGGAUGCUAACCAAAAAGUGACUGAAUUGCACCGAGUUUUUGUUUUCCCUAAUGCUGUGAGUUGAAAACUCACAUCUGUAGUUCAGAUCUUGGCAUGUUUACAAAAACCAUGCCCUCAUCAGAAUUAGAGAGAACUGUAGCACUGAGGUUGCAGAUGGAUGAGAUGGCUGAGUUCAGUACCUGAGGCGGGGGAAGCAAAGCAAAAUAUUCUGAACUGCUGCACUCUCAAUUUUGGCCUGUUAAGUGGACUGAAUGGUAGAAGAGCGUUUGCAUUUCUAAGUGGCUGAUGUGAAAGUGAUUUACUUGGUUAGAAGAUUAAAGACUUCGUUAUUCGCUUGUUUGGUUUGGCAAAUUAUGCACUGUUCAUGUUUGGUGAAUAUACAGAUAGACAUAGUGACCUAAGUUGCAGGUCAUUUUCUAAAAACUAGAUAAUUUUUUUCAGCUCUGUUCUACUCCUUCACUCUCGACCUCUUAAAAUUAGAGGAAAAAUACAAUUCUGUAAAUCUGUAGUGAGCUGAUGUUCUGCAGAAAUAUCCUUCAUAAUGUUUUUUAAUCUUUCCAGAGGAGAAAAAGUCAAGAAUAGUAAUGAGACUGAACAACUUUCAGCUUUGUGCAUUCAGUCGAUCUAUGUAGAGUUUUACAAGAAAAAUCAAAACAGGUUAAGUAAUUUUUACCCGCAGAGGAAAUUAUGCUUUCUCAAGAAAUGAUUUGAAUAUUUAUUCACGUUGAAACAGUUGGAUAUUACCAAGGGCUGUGUAAGGAAAAGAACUUUCUGAAAUUGUAGAAUUUCUGGUUCCUCAAAUUGGUUAUUUCAGGUCUGUUAGAUGGUUGAAUACAGCUUGUU
This is a messenger RNA of Struthio camelus australis, 12265 nucleotides long. The record is from RefSeq and is a predicted model, not a curated record. NCBI's taxonomy places the organism in Eukaryota, Metazoa, Chordata, Aves, Struthioniformes, Struthionidae.